This is a messenger RNA of Abrus precatorius (Indian licorice), 3714 nucleotides long. Its product is annotated as pentatricopeptide repeat-containing protein At3g06920-like. Gene Ontology annotation, molecular function: protein binding. The record is from RefSeq and is a predicted model, not a curated record. The transcript has 3 exons. Lineage: Eukaryota; Viridiplantae; Streptophyta; Magnoliopsida; Fabales; Fabaceae. The coding region runs from base 109 to 3687 and encodes 1192 amino acids.
UCCCUUAUCCACAACCAACAUUUGAAACGCACUUGGAUCUCAUAACAACGAACGCCACUGUUUGUCGAUGAGUACCGAAAGUUGCAGCUGCAACCAACAUCAUCGUCCAUGACGACAGUUUCAACUGAAUUCCUGUCGCAGAUCCCAUUUAGAACCAACCCGAAGCCCGCGUGGCAUUCAAACCCCACCACUAUCGUCACUUGCACAAUACCUCUUCUUAACGAAGGUAACACUAACAAGCGAGGGAACAACAAGGUACAUGUCAGAGUCACUAAUACGAGGUCGAAACGUGCCCAAUAUUACGACUUUCGAGAUACCCAUCUCGUGAAAGCCGUUAACAGAUUCUGCAAAGCUGGCAAAUACAGUGAGGCGCUCUAUUUUCUGGAGCAAAUGGUGAACAAGGGUUAUAAACCCGAUGUUAUUCUGUGUACAAAGCUAAUCAAGGGGCUUUUCAAUUCCAAGAAGAUCGAAGAAGCUAUGAAGGUGAUGGAGAUAUUGGAAAAGCACGGUGAACCCGAUGCUUUUGCUUACAAUGCAGUGAUUAGUGGGUUCUGCAAGGUUGAUAGAAUUGAUGCUGCUAGUAAAAUGCUUCCUCGAAUGAAGAAGAGAGGGUUCUCCCCUGAUGUUGUUACCUACAACAUUCUCAUUGGGAAUCUUUCUGCUAAAGGAAAGAUUGAUUUGGCAUUGAAGGUGAUGGAUCAGUUGCUGAAAGAUAAUUGCAAGCCCUCUGUGAUCACUUACACAAUCCUGAUAGAAGCUACUAUUAUACAAGGUGGCAUUGAUGAAGCCAUGAAGCUUUUGGAUGAGAUGUUGUCUAAAGGCCUUCAACCUGACUCGUACACUUACAAUGUCAUUGUCAAGGGUAUGUGUAAACAAGGGUUGGUGGAUCGAGCCUUUGAGUUUGUUAGCAAUUUAAGUGCAAAGGGUUGUGCCCCGAAUGUGAAUUUAUACAAUAUGCUGCUGAAGGGUCUUUUGAAUGAAGGAAAAUGGGAAGCUGGAGAGAGGUUGAUGUCCGAUAUGAUUGUGCAAGGUUGUGAGCCAGAUAUUGUGACAUAUAGCAUUUUGAUUAAUUCGCUCUGUCGGGGUGGCAAAGUUGAUGAGGCAGUGAAUGUGUUGAAGGUUGUGAAGGAAAAGGGGUUGACUCCUGAUUCUUAUUGCUAUGAUCCAUUGAUUGCUGCAUUCUGCAGAGAAGGAAGAGUAGAUUUGGCGAUAGAGUUUUUGGAUACUAUGAUCUCUGAUGGUUGUUUGCCUGAUAUUAUAAACUACAACACAAUCUUGGCCUCCCUUUGUAAAAAAGGAAAGGCUAAUGAGGCUUUGAACAUCUUUAAUAAGCUUGGUGAAGUGGUUUGUCCUCCAAAUGUAAGCUCUUAUAAUACAAUGUUUGGUGCGCUUUGGAGUAGUGGGGACAAAAUUAGAGCAUUGGGGCUGAUUUUAGAGAUGUUAAGCAAUGGCAUUGAUCCUGACAAGAUCACCUAUAAUUCAUUGCUAUCUUGUUUAUGUAGAGAUGGGAUGGUGGAUGAGGCUAUUGAGUUGUUAGUGGACAUGGAAAGUAGCAAAUAUCAACCUACGGUUAUUAGUUACAACACUGUUCUUCUUGGAUUGUGCAAAGCACACAGAAUCAUCGACGCCAUUGAGGUACUUGCUGUCAUGGUUGACAAAGGAUGUCAGCCAAAUGAAACUACCUACACAUUAUUGGUUGAAGGGAUUGGUUUUGCUGGAUGGCGAAAUUAUGCAAUGGAGCUGGCUAAAACCCUUUUUAAUAUGAAUGCUCUUUCUGAAGAUUUAUUCAACCGUUUCAGACGUUUAUACAGAACCUUUCCUGUGCCUGAUGUGUACAAUGAGCUCGCUCUAUCGGAAACUCCUUUUCUGUUAGAGACUGCAGAGCCUGAUCACUGCUUCAAGUUGUGUGAAGAAAUCAAUACAGCAAAAAUCAUUGACAAGAUGCCAACAACAUCGUCCAUGACAACAGUUUCAACCGGAUUCUUACCGCAGGCCUCAUUCAGAACCAAUUUCAAGCGCGCGUGGCAUUCACACCCCAACACUGUUGUUACCUCCACAAUCCCACUUCUAAACAAUGGUACUACUAGCAAGCGAAGGAACAACAAGGUACAUGCUAGGGUUAUUUCUUCUGAUACAACCCCCAAACAUGCCCAAAGUUACGACUUUCGAGAUACCCAUCACAUGAAAUCCCUCAACAGAUUCAUCAAAACUGGGAAUUACAGUGAUGCCCUCUAUUUUCUUGAGCACAUGAUGAACAAGGGUUUCAAACCCGAUGUUAUUCUGUGCACAAAGCUGAUAAAGGGGUUAUUCAAUUCCAAGAAGAUCGAAAAAGCGGUGCGGGUGAUGGAGAUUUUGGAAAAGCAUGGCGAGCCUGAUGCUGUUGCUUACAAUGCAGUGAUUAGUGGUUUCUGCAAUGCCGGUAGGUUGGAUAGUGCCAACAGAGUGCUUCAGCGAAUGAAGAAGAGGGGGUUCUCACCUAAUACUGUUACCUACAAUAUACUCAUUGGGAAUCUUUGCAAUAUGGGAAAGCUGGAUUUGGCCUUAAAGGUCAUGGAUCAGUUGCUGAGAGAUAACUGCGAGCCCACUGUGAUCACUUACACCAUCUUAAUAGAAGCAACCAUUAUAGAGGAUGGUAUUGAUGAGGCCAUGAAAAUUUUGGAUGAGAUGUUGUUUAGAGGGCUUCAACCUGACAUGUACACUUACAAUGUCAUUGUCAGGGGUAUGUGCAAACAAGGAUUGGUGGAUCGAGCCUUUGAGUUUGUUAGCAGUUUAAGUACAAAGGGUUGCGCCCCGGAUGUGAUUUCGUAUAAUAUGCUGCUGAAGGGUCUUUUGAAUGAAGGAAAAUGGGAAGCUGGAGAGAGGUUAAUGUCUGAUAUGCUUGUGAAAGGUUGUGAGCCAAAUGUCGUGACAUACAGCAUUUUGAUCAGUUCACUGUGUAGGGAUGGAAAAGGUGAUGAAGCAGUGAAUGUUUUGAAGGUUAUGAAGGAAAAGGGGUUAACUCCUCAUGCUUACUGCUAUGAUCCGCUGAUAUCUGCUUUCUGCAAAGAAGGCAGGGUAAAUUUGGCAAUAGAGCUUUUGGAUAAUAUGAUCACUGAUGGUUGGUUGCCUGAUAUCGUCAACUACAACAUAAUCAUGUCCUCUCUCUGUAAGAAAGGAACAACUGAUGAGGCUUUGAACAUCUUUAAGAAGCUUGGUGAAGUGGGUUGCCCUCCAAAUGUAAUUUCUUAUAAUAUAAUAUUCGGUGCUCUCUGGAGUAAUGGGGACAAAAUUAGAGCAUUGAGGAUGAUUUUGGAGAUGUUAAGCAACGGUAUUGAUCCUGACAAGAUCACAUAUAAUUCACUUAUAUCUUGUUUAUGCAGAGAUGGAAUGGUGGAUGAAGCCAUUGAGUUGUUAGUGGACAUGGAAGGUAGCAACUAUCAGCCUGGUGUUAUUAGUUACAACGCUGUUCUUCUUGGAUUGUGCAAAGUGCACAGAAUCAUAGAAGCCAUUGAGGUGCUUGCUGCCAUGGUUGACAAGGGAUGUCAGCCAAAUGAAACUACCUACAUAUUAUUGGUAGAAGGUAUUGGUUUUGCUGGAUGGCGAAAUUUCGCAAUGGAGCUGGCUGAAUCCCUUGUUAAGAUGGAUGCUAUUUCCGAAUAUUUAUUCAAACGUUUAUGCAGAACAUUUCCCCUGCCUGAUGUACAAUGAGAGCGCUUUAUCAGAAUAAACUAAAUU